CCGGCGAGGUCGGUUCCGCCCGACUCUAACAUGGCGGCGCCCUUUGUCUGCUCUGAAGUGCCGUCCCCGGCCUCCUCGCGGCCGUGAUGCACCUCCCUCGGCGGUGGGGCCCAGGACAUGGCAGGUAAUGAGCUGGAGGAGGAGAACCAAGCUGGAGUUUACGCAGACAAACUGUCAGAAAAGAGUAGCCUGGGCUGCUUGGAAAUCUGAGCCAUGGAUUUCCCCCAGCACAGCCAGCACGUCUUGGAGCAGCUGAACCAGCAGCGGCAACUGGGGCUUUUGUGUGACUGCACUUUUGUGGUGGACGGUGUUGACUUUAAGGCCCAUAAAGCUGUUCUGGCGGCCUGCAGCGAGUACUUCAAGAUGCUCUUCGUGGACCAGAAGGAUGUGGUGCACCUGGACAUCAGUAACGCGGCAGGCCUGGGGCAAGUGCUGGAGUUUAUGUACACAGCCAAGCUGAGCCUGAGUGCUGAGAAUGUGGAUGAUGUGCUGGCUGUGGCCAGCUUCCUGCACAUGCAGGACGUCAUCACGGCCUGCCACGCCCUCAAGUCGCUCACCGAGCCGGCCUCCAGCCCUGGGCAGAAUCCAGAGGUCCCGGCCGUGGAAGGAGGGGACAAGAGAGCCAAAGAGGAGAAGACUGCUGCCGCCACGGUGAGCCAGCUGGACCCCGCUGGAAGCAGUCCACCCGUGGGCCCGGGCCGGGAGCCCAAAGAGGAGCGAGGCGGCCAGGCCGAGAGUGCGGCCAGCGGUGCAGAGCCCACGGAGAAGGCUGACGCCCGGGAGCCGCCAGUGGAGCUCAAGCCCGACCCCACGGGUGGCAUGGCUGCUGCUGAGGCUGAGGCCGCCUUGUCAGAGAGCUCGGAGCAAGAGAUGGAGGUGGAGCCAGCGAGGAAGGGAGACGACCCGCCGGAGGAGGAGGAGGGCGUGCCUGCUGCGGUCAAGGAGGAGGGGCCGCCGCUGGAGAAGGGGGACGCGCCCGAGGAGAGCGAGGAGUCGGCGAGCACGGACUCGGGGCAGGAGCUGGGCGCCGAGGCCCGCGGCCUGCGCUCCGGCACCUACGGGGACCGCACGGAGUCCAAGGCCUACGGCUCGGUCAUCCACAAGUGCGAGGACUGCGGGAAGGCGUUCACGCACACCGGCAACUUCAAGCGGCACAUCCGCAUCCACACCGGCGAGAAGCCCUUCUCGUGCCGCGAGUGCAGCAAGGCCUUCUCCGACCCGGCCGCCUGCAAGGCCCACGAGAAGACCCACAGCCCGCUGAAGCCCUACGGCUGCGAGGAGUGCGGCAAGAGCUACCGGCUCAUCAGCCUGCUGAACCUGCACAAGAAGCGGCACUCGGGCGAGGCGCGCUACCGCUGCGAGGACUGCGGCAAGCUCUUCACCACCUCGGGCAACCUCAAGCGCCACCAGCUGGUGCACAGCGGCGAGAAGCCCUACCAGUGCGACUACUGCGGCCGCUCCUUCUCCGACCCCACCUCCAAGAUGCGCCACCUGGAGACGCACGACACGGACAAGGAGCACAAGUGCCCGCACUGCGACAAGAAGUUCAACCAGGUGGGGAACCUUAAGGCCCACCUGAAGAUCCACAUCGCCGACGGGCCCCUCAAGUGCCGAGAGUGCGGGAAGCAGUUCACCACCUCAGGGAACCUGAAGCGGCACCUUCGGAUCCACAGCGGAGAGAAGCCCUACGUGUGCGUCCACUGCCAGCGGCAGUUUGCCGACCCCGGUGCCCUGCAGCGGCACGUCCGCAUCCACACGGGCGAGAAGCCGUGCCAGUGCGUGAUGUGCGGCAAGGCCUUCACCCAGGCCAGCUCCCUCAUCGCUCACGUGCGCCAGCACACCGGGGAGAAGCCCUACGUCUGCGAGCGCUGCGGCAAGAGGUUCGUCCAGUCCAGCCAGCUGGCCAAUCACAUCCGCCACCACGACAACAUCCGCCCCCACAAGUGCAGCGUGUGCAGCAAGGCCUUCGUGAACGUGGGGGACCUGUCCAAGCACAUCAUCAUUCACACCGGAGAGAAGCCUUACCUGUGUGACAAGUGCGGCCGCGGCUUCAACCGAGUGGACAACCUGCGUUCCCAUGUGAAGACCGUGCACCAGGGCAAGGCUGGCAUCAAAAUCCUGGAGCCAGAGGAGGGUGGUGAGGUCAGCGUGGUCACUGUGGACGACAUGGUCACGCUGGCCACCGAGGCCUUGGCAGCAACGGCUGUCACUCAGCUCACAGUGGUGCCUGUGGGGGCCGCGGUGACCGCCGACGAGACCGAAGUACUUAAAGCAGAGAUCAGCAAAGCUGUGAAGCAGGUGCAGGAAGAAGACCCCAACACCCACAUCCUCUAUGCCUGUGACUCCUGUGGGGACAAGUUCCUGGACGCCAACAGCCUGGCCCAGCACGUGCGGAUCCACACGGCCCAGGCCCUGGUCAUGUUCCAGACGGACGCAGACUUCUACCAGCAGUACGGGCCGGGCAGCACGUGGCAGGCCGGGCAGGUGCUGCAGGCGGGGGAGCUGGUCUUCCGCCCUCGGGAGGGGACCGAUGGCCAGCCUGCCCUGGCAGAGACGCCCCCCACCGGCCCCGAAUGUCCACCACCUGCCGAGUGAGCAGGCGCCCCCCCCCCGACUAUUUAAGGAUGGAUGGCACCCUAGAACUGAGAGGGGUGGCCCCAUUCUCUAGAGAGAAUAAAUUUGAUUAUUUUCUAA
Talpa occidentalis (Iberian mole) is the source of this 2694-nucleotide messenger RNA. It is a transcript of the gene ZBTB17, whose product is annotated as zinc finger and BTB domain containing 17. Gene Ontology annotation, biological process: regulation of DNA-templated transcription. Lineage: Eukaryota; Metazoa; Chordata; Mammalia; Eulipotyphla; Talpidae. Gene Ontology annotation, molecular function: protein binding; DNA-binding transcription factor activity, RNA polymerase II-specific; RNA polymerase II cis-regulatory region sequence-specific DNA binding. The record is from RefSeq and is a predicted model, not a curated record.